CACGAGGACAUCCAAAGGUACCUGCGAAAGGCACUCCGAGGCCUCAAGCUCGGCCCAGCCCGCCAGUAGAUUGAGCAAGAUAUCUCGACAAAAGCCCGCGGCGGAUUCCAAUGGGUUAUUCUGAUCGUUGAAACGAUACUGGUUAAGAACUUGGUUGGCAUCAGGGCAGACAGACUGCUCAAUGAACUGACAACCUGCCCGCAAACAUUGAGCGACAUGUACGAUGCGCUAUUAAAGACUGCCUCUGAAAUCGAGAAGCAUCAGAUGAUCAGACUUUUCCAAUGGGUCUUGUUCGCUAGGAGACCUUUGAACGCUGACGAGUUGAGGGAUGCGUUGGCUAUCAGCAAUAACACCUCCUGUACUACGGUCUCCCAGAUGAGGACCCACGAUGGCUGGUCGGAUUCGCUGGCGAGCUUCGAACAACACGUCAAACAUAUUUCCAAGGGUCUAGUAGAGUUCCGCGAUCAUCGCCACUCAACGGCCUCAGAGAGUGGUCGUACAGCACAGUUGAUUCACCAAUCAGUAGCUGAUUACUUGUUGGAAAGGUGGCUGAAGAACGAUAACUACGAUCAAACUGAGACUGCCCAUAUCGAGCUAUCAAGGUCGUGUCUCAGAUACUUAACGUUGGAGGAAGUCCUAUCGUCGCCCUUCCCGUUGGAAGACAGUUUUACAUCAAAAUACCCUCUAGCAUCAUAUGCAACGAACAAUCUGUUCGACCAUCUCAAAAGCUCGCCAUGGGACCUUACCAAACAAUGUUACCAGGUCAGCACCUUUCUUACGUUGCAGUGGACGCCCCUCACUAGGACUUCGCUUGCGCUCUCGACGUUAUGGAGAUUUUUGGCACUGCCAAAUAUACACGAAGAAGUGCACUGGCCAUUCCACGGGGCAGCAGGCUUUCAUGCAUUGGCCGCGCUCGGGUCCAAGAGCUCCCUCAAAGCUGUGGAAGAAUUAUGUUCGCCGAUACAUGGUAGGUUUGAUCGCGCCAGAUGUCGACCGCUACAUUCUACGAGCAUAGACAGUCAUAAAGAGAUAAUAUUGGCGCUCUUGAACCAACACACAGAGUCCUAUACGGGGAGAGGUUCGAGCAUGGAACAUUCCAGGGCCAGUCUCACCAACUUUCACAGCCGUGCCGUGUCGACAAUUGCUUCCGCGGUCAAACCCGAAACAAUGGUCUUCCUCGGGUUGAUGGACGCAGAUCUAGAUAUCGGUCGAAUGUCACGAGAUGUUAUGCUGCUCUACUUCGCUAUCAGCAGUAGAAGUACGACGCUCUUCGACACGAUGAUCACCCAGUGCACUUGCCUGAACGGUGCGAUCUACUUUGCAUUAACUACUUGCACAUCGGAGGAGGACACUGUUCUCGAAAACAUGGUGGCAAUGCUUCUCCAGUCAGGCGCAAGUACGGCCAGGUCCUGGACAUAUCAAUCACCUGCCUCCAUCAAAUCCGAGGAAAGUAUGGAUGAGGCGUUACAGCUAGCUUUCAAAAGGGGCCUCACACACAUGUUCGACUUACUCGUUGAAUAUAAGGUCUCAAAAGUAUCGUUGGAUGUCUUUGGCCCAAAUCAGCUCAUAACGGCCGUUACUAUGGGUCAUGUGGGUAUUGCUACAGCUCUGCUCAAAGAUGAGCCUUCGGCUGUAGAGCAGCUAGAUGCCCGAAAACUUACAGCUUUAGACCUUGCAUUCCGGCAUAAUCGUCUCGAUGUCGUAGAAGUUUUGCUAGAGUUAGGCCAGUAUUCAGCACAAAGCUCAACCUUGAGCAACUUCUUCUUCAAGCUUGUCGAUUCGGAAAAAACACACAUCCUCGAAGUUCGCCCCGGGAGCCAACAGAACACGGUGAUCGUGUUGACUGCACAACGAGGUAGUCCGAAGAUAUUUAGACUGGUUCUCGACAUGCAUCAGAUGAAUGUUUAUGCAAAUGACGAACAAGGUCAUUCGUUAUUAUGGUACGCUGCCCGAGGUGGUUGGACCGCCAUGGCGGAGCUACUUCUCGACGCGAACGACGUCAACAUGAGAGACAAGCACCAUAAUACACCACUACUUCUAGCGGUACUCAAUGGCCACUUCGACAUCGUCACAUUGUUGCUUUCUACGAAUCGGGUAGAUGUAAACGCAAAGGGUUUGAUCAACUGCACGCCGCUGAUGCUGGCCGUUAAGAAAGGUCGUACGGACAUGAUUACGCUUUUACUUGCUGCAAGAGGCGUUGAUCUCAACACAACGAACCGAUUUGGAUGUUCGUUACUCCAAGAAGCAGCCGGCAGUGGAGAUCUGGAUGUUGUCAAACUCUUACUGGGCACUCCCCAAAUCAACAUCCAUGCGAAAGACAGUGAUGGAAGCUCCGCCCUGCACUACGCCGCGCGAUAUUGUCACAUUCCUGUAGUCAAACUGCUCGUCGAGACUGGCGAGUUCGACGACGAUAGAAUCUCCUUGCUGUGGGCUGCAGUAAGAGCUCAAGUUCCAGAGCUGAUCAAGGCUCUCCUCGGAACAGACCAUAGACUUAUCAAGGUCAAGAAUGAGCAAGGGCAGUCACUGCUGUGGCAGGUGACAGCAUCCGGAAGCCACGAAGCAUUGCAGAUACUGCUUGCUCUGCCUAAAAUAGAUUUAGGGGAAAAGGAUGAGGCCGGAAGAUCACUUCUGUGGCAGGCUGUCCAAACCAAGAACAGUGCGGUCGUGAAGCUACUGUUAGGCACAGGAAAGUUCCACGUCGGAUGUACCGACGAGAAGGUCGGUGACACGCCAUUCUCGUGUGUGGGAAGUGAAGGGAAUGAUGCGCUUGCAACCCUGUUGCUCGAUUUCCACAAAGCUACGAUCGGACACCAAGGCGGGCAUGGACAUUCUCCUCGUUGUGAAGCAAUAGGUCAUUUGCAACUGACAGGUAGGUAGAGAGUGAUAUUUUGACCUACUGCAAUAGAUCGCCUUUCCCACUUAAAAUAUGCGAUAUCACUUGACGAGCCAUGAGGAUAUCGUAUCACAAAGCUGGAGGUGUAAAGAUCACGUGUGGCAAUGCGGGGUCUGGAUCGCACGCGCCACCAUACUGACUGCAUUGAAACACUACA
Boeremia exigua is the source of this 3050-nucleotide messenger RNA. Its product is annotated as ankyrin repeat-containing domain protein. The record is from RefSeq and is a predicted model, not a curated record. The coding region runs from base 217 to 2877 and encodes 886 amino acids. The transcript has 2 exons. Gene Ontology annotation, molecular function: protein binding. NCBI's taxonomy places the organism in Eukaryota, Fungi, Ascomycota, Dothideomycetes, Pleosporales, Didymellaceae.